AUGCUGACUUGUCGGCUCCCUGCGAGACCCCGAGCAUCUUCGCACGUCCUGGUGUGCAAGGCAGAGGAAUCUGCGCCUAACAAACUCAGGAAACUUCUAAAGCAGCCAGGGAUCCUUGUCAUGCCCUGCUGCUUCGACGGGUUGUCUGCGAAGUUGGUGCAGAGGGCAGGAUUUGAUCUCACAUUCAUGAGCGGGUUCGCCACCUCAGCAGCGAAACUUGGGCUUCCUGACACCGGGUACAUGAGCUACGGGGAGAUGGUGGACGCUGGAAGAGAUAUCUGCUCUGCGGUUUCAAUCCCGGUAAUAGGUGACGGGGACACGGGAUAUGGCAACGCCAUGAACGUGAAGCGAACUGUGCGGGGCUACGCUCAAGCUGGGUUCGCGAGUGUGAUGAUAGAGGAUCAAGUAGCGCCCAAACGCUGCGGUCACACCAGGGGGAAACAAGUUGUUUCCAGAGAAGAAGCCAUUCAGAGAGUGCAGGCAGCGGUGGAUGCAAGAGAUGAAGGCGCCGACAUUCUCAUCCUGGCCCGCACAGACGCGCGGGGGUGCAUCAGCAUGGACGAAGCUCUCGAGCGCGUUCGGCUCUACGAGAAGGUCGGGGCAGACAUCGUGUUUCUCGAGGCCCCGCAGUCGAUUGAGGAGAUGAAGAUGCAUUGUGAGGCUGCUCCCAACACACCCAAGUUGGCUAACAUGCUGGAGGGAGGGAAGACUCCCGUCCUGCCACCCAAGGAACUAGAGAAGAUGGGAUACAAGAUAGCUGCCUACCCACUCACUCUCGUCAGCACGGCCGUCAAGGCCAUGAACAAAGCACUGGAAUCACUUAAAGAAGGUCGUCCUGUCGAUGAUAUCCUCGAUUUUGCAGAGCUUAGAGAUAUUGUUGGCUUUAAUGAUUAUUAUGCGGAAGAGGAACGAUACAAGCUUUAG
Messenger RNA from Guillardia theta CCMP2712, 924 nucleotides. RefSeq lists its product as hypothetical. NCBI's taxonomy places the organism in Eukaryota, Cryptophyceae, Pyrenomonadales, Geminigeraceae. The record is from RefSeq and is a predicted model, not a curated record. The coding region runs from base 1 to 924 and encodes 307 amino acids. The transcript has 4 exons. Gene Ontology annotation, molecular function: catalytic activity.